Aspergillus puulaauensis is the source of this 1932-nucleotide messenger RNA. It is a transcript of the gene hsp70, whose product is annotated as molecular chaperone Hsp70. Gene Ontology annotation, cellular component: nucleus; cytoplasm; cytosol. Lineage: Eukaryota; Fungi; Ascomycota; Eurotiomycetes; Eurotiales; Aspergillaceae. The coding region runs from base 1 to 1932 and encodes 643 amino acids. The transcript has 3 exons. Gene Ontology annotation, biological process: vesicle-mediated transport; protein refolding; cellular response to unfolded protein. Gene Ontology annotation, molecular function: heat shock protein binding; ATP binding; ATP-dependent protein folding chaperone. The record is from RefSeq and is a predicted model, not a curated record.
AUGGCCCCCGCUGUUGGUAUCGAUUUGGGAACCACCUACUCCUGUGUGGGUGUCUUCCGCGAUGACCGCAUCGACAUCAUUGCCAACGACCAGGGUAACCGCACUACCCCCUCUUUCGUGGCUUUCACCGACACCGAGCGUCUCAUCGGUGAUGCCGCAAAGAACCAGGUCGCCAUGAACCCUCACAACACUGUCUUCGAUGCUAAGCGUCUGAUCGGUCGUCGUUUUGCCGACGCUGAAGUUCAGGCUGAUAUGAAGCACUGGCCUUUCAAGGUCAUUGACAAGGGUGGCAAGCCCGUCAUCGAAGUUGAGUUCAAGGGCGAGACCAAGCAGUUCACUCCUGAGGAAGUCUCCUCUAUGGUCCUGACCAAGAUGCGUGAGACUGCUGAGGCUUUCCUCGGUGGUACCGUUAACAACGCUGUCGUCACUGUUCCCGCCUACUUCAACGACUCCCAGCGUCAGGCCACCAAGGACUCCGGUCUCAUUGCCGGUCUGAACGUCCUCCGUAUCAUCAACGAGCCCACCGCUGCCGCCAUCGCCUACGGUCUCGAUAAGAAGGUUGAGGGUGAGCGCAACGUGCUCAUCUUCGAUCUUGGUGGUGGUACCUUCGAUGUGUCUCUGUUGACCAUUGAGGAAGGUAUCUUCGAAGUUAAAGCAACCGCCGGUGACACCCACCUUGGUGGUGAGGACUUCGACAACCGUCUUGUCAACCAUUUUGUUAAUGACUUCAAACGCAAAAACAAAAAGGACUUGAGCACCAACGCCCGUGCUCUCCGACGUCUCCGCACUGCUUGCGAGCGUGCCAAGCGCACUCUCUCUUCUGCUGCUCAGACCUCCAUUGAGAUCGACUCUCUCUUCGAGGGUAUUGACUUCUACACCUCCAUCACCCGUGCCCGUUUCGAGGAACUUUGCCAGGACCUCUUCCGCUCCACCAUGGAGCCCGUCGAGCGUGUCCUCCGUGACUCCAAGAUCGACAAGUCCUCCGUCCACGAGAUCGUCCUCGUCGGUGGUUCCACCCGUAUCCCUAAAAUCCAGCGUCUUGUUAGCGACUACUUCAACAAGGAGCCCAACAAGUCCAUCAACCCCGAUGAGGCCGUUGCCUACGGUGCUGCCGUCCAGGCUGCCAUCUUGUCCGGUGACACUUCUUCCAAGUCCACCAACGAGAUCCUGCUUCUCGAUGUUGCCCCUCUGUCCGUCGGUAUCGAGACCGCUGGCGGUGUCAUGACUGCUCUCGUUAAGCGUAACACCACUAUUCCCACCAAGAAGUCCGAGACCUUCUCCACCUACUCCGACAACCAGCCCGGUGUGUUGAUCCAGGUCUACGAGGGUGAGCGUGCUCGCACCAAGGACAACAACCUGCUCGGAAAGUUCGAGCUUACUGGUAUCCCCCCUGCUCCUCGUGGUGUUCCUCAGAUCGAGGUCACCUUCGAUCUUGAUGCCAACGGUAUCAUGAACGUCUCCGCCAUCGAGAAGGGUACCGGAAAGACCAACAAGAUCACCAUCACCAACGACAAGGGCCGUUUGUCCAAGGAGGACAUCGAGCGUAUGCUUGCUGAUGCCGAGAAGUACAAGGCUGAGGAUGAGGCCGAGGCUGCCCGUAUCCAGGCCAAGAACGGUCUCGAGUCCUACGCCUACUCCCUCAAGAACACCAUCGGCGAGGGUCAGCUCCAGAUCAGUGAGGAUGACAAGAAGAAGGUCAGCGACAAGGUCGACGAAGUCAUCGGCUGGCUCGACACCAACCAGACCGCCGAGAAGGACGAGUACGAGUCCCAGCAGAAGGAGCUUGAGGGUGUUGCCAACCCCAUCAUCUCUGCUGCCUACGCUGCUGCCGGUGGUGCUCCUGGUGGUGCUCCGCCUGGUGCUGGUGCUGCCCCUGGCGGCGGUGCCACCCGCGCUGACGGUGAAGUCGAGGAGAACGACGACCUUGACUAA